Molecule: messenger RNA, 540 nt
Organism: Miscanthus lutarioriparius
Lineage: Eukaryota; Viridiplantae; Streptophyta; Magnoliopsida; Poales; Poaceae
Source: the annotation of a GenBank genome assembly
AUGGCCUUCUUCGCGGAUAGCGGCCUCACAAAACCCGGGGGCGCCGCUGCAAUAGCCAAGGAACCGCAACUCCUCUGCUCCAAUGUGGAGAAAACCUUAAAGGCACGCCUUGCCCAGCUCCGCGACACGGGACUCUCCCCGCCACAGAUCUCCGGUCUCAUCGCCAUCACCCCCCAUGUCUUUCGGUCUAAGAGCAUGGUCCGCCGCCUCCCAUUCUACCUAUCUUUCUUGGGCUCCUACGACGAGGUGCAUAGCGCCCUCAGAAGUAGCCCCUUCCUCCUCGCGCGAGACCUGGAGUGUGUGGUCAAACCCAACAUGGCGUUCCUGCUGCAGUGUGGCCUAACACACUCUGAUAUUGCCAAGUUCAUUUUUUUUGAUCGUAUUGAAGCCGGAGCGUCUCAAGGAAACUCAGGUAUGUUCAAGCAUGCUCUCAGUGCCAUCAGCGACAUCAGCCCUGAGAGGAUCGAUGCAAAGCUGGAUUUCUUGAAGAAGCUUCUUGGAUGCUCUGACAACGAGUUGGCAUUGCAGUCCGCAAGUUAG